UUCACAACCGCAAGAUUAAGACCCUCAUUUCAGGUCCAGUAGCUGUUGGUCUGGUGUCUCUGUUGGUGUUUUUAUUCUGUGCAGUGUAAAAAUAAACCAAGCCCAGUCCCUGGUUUCGACAAAACGAGCUGUGCAAGAGUCUUCAGUGGCGUGAUGAGACUGAAACGGCUACACAUACGAUACUACCCACCAGGAAUAUUCCUGGACUAUGAGAAAGGGGGGCAGCUCAGGACGAAAUCCAUCGAUUUGUUAAACUUGACUCCAGAGACGGAUGUGAAUGAGUUGCUGUCAGACAUUAGAGCAGCUGAACCUCUCAUCACCUCAUCCUGCGUCGAGCAGGUUAAAGUCCUGAUCUGCAAACUACAAGAGAAAGUCGGCCAAAAGGAUGACCGCAAGUUCUACCUUUUCAGGGCCCUUCAGGCUCACAUCUUGCCCCUGACGAACGUGGCCUUCAAUAAAUCAGGAUCGAGUUUCAUAACCGGAAGCUAUGACAGGACUUGUAAAAUAUGGGACACCGCAUCCGGAGAGGAGCUGCACACUUUGGAGGGUCACAGGAACGUCGUGUACGCCAUCGCCUUCAACAACCCUUACGGAGACAAAGUUGCCACAGGCUCCUUUGACAAGACCUGCAAAUUGUGGAGUGCUGAAACAGGAAAGUGUUUCUACACGUUUAGAGGACACACGGCAGAAAUCGUCUGCCUGUCCUUUAACCCUCAGAGUACCUUGGUUGCAACGGGCAGCAUGGACACCACGGCUAAAUUAUGGGAUGUUGAGAGUGGGAAAGAGGUGUCCACACUGGCAGGUCACUUCGCCGAGAUCAUCUCUCUCUCCUUUAACACAACGGGCGAUCGCUUGGUCACGGGGUCGUUUGACCACACUGCCAUUCUGUGGGAUGUUUCUACCGGCAGCAAAGUUCACGUUCUGACAGGUCACAGAGGAGAAAUCAGCUGUGUUCAGUUCAACUGGGAUUGUUCCCUCAUCGUCACGGCCUCUCUGGAUAAAACCUGCAAGGUGUGGGACGCAGACAGCGGUCAAUGUCUGGCUGCUCUCUUGGGUCAUAAUGAUGAAGUGCUGGAUGCGUGCUUUAACUACACCGGUCAACUGAUCGCUACAGCCUCUGCUGAUGGUACAUCAAGAGUGUUCAGCGCAGAAACCUUCCAGUGUUUGUGUCAAUUAGAAGGCCAUAAAGGAGAGGUAUCAAAGGUGUGUUUUAAUCCGCAGGGGAGCCGAGUUUUGACGGCGAGCGUGGAUAAGACGGCUCGUGUUUGGUGCGUGAAGACUGGAGCGUGUUUGCAGGUGCUGGAGGGACAUUCUGAUGAGAUCUUCUCCUGCGCUUUCAACUACGAGGGAGACACCAUCAUUACAGGCAGUAAAGACAACACCUGCAGGAUCUGGCACUGAGAGAGCGGCCUGAACUCUGAUCUUACAGUAUUCCUACAGCUCUUUUGAUUAAGAUAUUGUGUGUCAUUUUGUCACACUGCCGUAAUUUUCAAGUUCACAGAGAACGUGCAUGGAGGACAUUAUGGCUGGAAACUGUCAUAUAUAAUGCAUCAUAAAUGUCAUGCAUUAUAUCUUUCAUAAGUAACUGUAAGCAAAGUUAAAAUGGUUUAUAAUAUUUGCAGAUUCUUCGUAAUGUUUAAAAUUGGUUGUUCGCUCCCAGAGGUAUUUGUACCAUUACUUUCCCCCUUAAAGAAUACUCUGGGUCAAAUACAAGUUAAACUUAUGCUAUCAAUUAUCACAAAAAAUUAAUGAUUCCAAAAAUGAUGAUAUAUAAUGGAAGUCAAUGGGAAAAUUUUCAAUUUAUGUGCAUGCUUGUCACCUUUUUUUUUUUUGAUUGUACAAUCUACAAUAUGAAGUCAGGGAUUCAAUAUUGUAAAAUCACACUUAUUUUCUGGUGCGUUUAUCCUGGAAUAUUAAAUUUUUAGCAUGCAAGUCUGUUUUUAGGUUAAAAGAAAAAUUCACCUCAAAAAUCUACUCGCUCUCAGGCCAUCACAGACAUACAGUAUGAGUUACAGAAUAGAUUUGGAGAAAUAUAGCAUUACAUCAUUUGCUCACCAAUGAAUCCUCUGCAGUGAAAGGAGUCCAAACAGCUGAUAAAAAAAUACUUAAAAUACUUUAAGGUGAAAAUUAAGGUGUUUUAAAUUUAAACCCAUCCAUUUUUACUUCACAAGAUGGAGUGUUGUGGCUUGGUUGGGGACUAUUACGUUUUUAUCAGCUUUUUGAACUCUCAUUCUGACGGUACCCAUUCACUGCAGAGCAUCCACUGGUGAGCAAGCAAAUGUAUAAAUCUUCAACCAAUUAAAUUUUUUUAGGCUAUUCUUUUAACAGCUUGCAAAAUGUGUAUAUAACCUCAUUCAUUCACGUGUGUCUCUUUUCAAAUAAAGCUUGUCACCAUCAAAUUCA
Messenger RNA from Puntigrus tetrazona (Sumatra barb), 2403 nucleotides. RefSeq names its product dynein assembly factor with WDR repeat domains 1 (gene daw1). Gene Ontology annotation, cellular component: U4/U6 x U5 tri-snRNP complex. NCBI's taxonomy places the organism in Eukaryota, Metazoa, Chordata, Actinopteri, Cypriniformes, Cyprinidae. The record is from RefSeq and is a predicted model, not a curated record. Gene Ontology annotation, molecular function: U6 snRNA binding; U4 snRNA binding; protein binding. Bases 154 to 1401 code for a protein of 415 amino acids. The transcript has 14 exons. Gene Ontology annotation, biological process: mRNA splicing, via spliceosome.